Molecule: messenger RNA, 6711 nt
Organism: Hyla sarda
Lineage: Eukaryota; Metazoa; Chordata; Amphibia; Anura; Hylidae
Gene: NR3C2
Product: nuclear receptor subfamily 3 group C member 2
Exons: 9
Coding region: 553-3531 (992 amino acids)
Biological process (GO): regulation of DNA-templated transcription
Molecular function (GO): sequence-specific DNA binding; DNA-binding transcription factor activity; zinc ion binding
Source: RefSeq, a predicted model, not a curated record
ACUAGACAGCAGCACGGUGCUCAGUCUGCCUGUCACUCAGCCGCUGCCGCUUCCCCCAGCGCUGCUGUCCGGGCUGUACGCCGUGCCUGCCUGUCAGCGCUCACACUCGUGCGGACUCGGGUGCCCAUAGCCGUGCCCUCAGCUCUCGUGCCCGACUGCAGCCCCGUCCAGCAGCAGCAGCUGCUGCCAGACACCAGCCGCCGAGCUCCGGGGAUCGGGGCAAUGUGACAGGCUGCAUGCGGGCUCACAGACGAAAAGGAGCAAAAGUUUUCCAACUCUGCAGGAUCCCCCCGCCGGAGUGUGCAGGGAGCCGCGGCCACUUGUAUGUGGGGUGACCUUGCUCCAGACCCCCGGGCUCCCCGGUCUGUGGCUGCUGGAGGGUGUGACUGGACACGUUGCUGGAGCUGUCACCUACUGGAGGUCGAUCAGAUCGGGCUCGGUGAUCGCCGGUGACCGGGAGAUCGCCUUCCUGUUUGGUGUGACGGAUCAGAUCGGACGGAACCUGCUCGGGAGAAGCUCCCCGUCCCCCGCCUACCAUGUCAUAGGAAAGGAAUGGAAACCAAAGGAUAUCACGGCUUCAAGGAAGGAGGAGAUAUGGAGAGGCGAUGGGGUCAGGUGCCACAGCCUAUGGAAUUGUCAUCUUCAAGGCAGCAGGGUGCAGAUUCUUACAUGGAAAUUGUAAACGUGAGCUGCGUACCUGGGACCUUUCCACCAAAUGUGACAGAAAGUGAAGUUAAAGAGAAACAAUCUCUCCUCCCUUGUCUGCAGCAAGAUAGUAAUCAGUCUGAUGUUUUAACACAAGAGAUUAAGCCGGAAUUGGAGUCAAAAGAACUUUCUGCAACUGUAGCAGAGUCUAUGGGAUUAUACAUGGAUUCAGUACGGGAUGCCGAAUUUGCAUAUGAACAGCAAAAUCAGCAAGGAGUGAUUGGUACUGGAAAUGUUUAUCCCAACAUGGAGCACUUUGUAAAAUUUUACAAGCAAAACGCUUGCAGCACUUUUCCAUUAGACUGCCAAAACCAAUCUGUAAGCUCAAUUUUGGAAGUGGACAAUUCCAGGAAUGGUAAAGUAAAUAGUAAUACUUUAAGGAGCCCCUCAUCCUGCAAUGAGAAAUGUUCAACGAAUAGCCCAUCCAACAUGGGACUUUCUGUUUGUAGCCCUACUGGAAUUGACUCUGUCUCUUCAACCACAUGUUCCAAAAAUUUUGGAAAUUUUACCAUACACAGUCCAGUUAACCAGGGAACAUCUGUUUCGUGCUCACCAAAUGUUGAUAAUAGAUGUUCUAUUUCACAUAGUCCUGCACAUACUAGUACAGUGGAGUCCCCUUUGUCAAGCCCAUUGAGUAGUUUGAGAUCACCCAUAUCAAGCCCACCGAGUCACUGCAGUAUAAAAUCCCCAGUAUCAAGUCCAUUAAAUAUUACAGUGAGGCCCCAUGUGUCUAGUCCUGGGAAUCUAAACACAAGAUGCUCUCUUUCUAGUCCUUCCAAUGUCAAUAAUAGGUCCACUAUUUCUAGUCCUGCUGCAAGUUCUAUGGGGUCUUCUAUUUGCAGCCCAGCACACAACACUUUGGGGUUUCCUUCUUCUGUCUUGCCUACAGAAUGUCGAACUGAUGCCACCAGUAUCAGCACAGAUGUUAAAGACAAAGCUACUCAGCAACUCUUAUUUCCCAAAAUGGAAACUAUGGAUAAUGAAAUCAGUGAGAGUUGCACAAGUAGCUUAGCAAAGUACAUUAAGCCAGAUCCUGAUGGUGCUUAUAUUGACUCCUGUUUUGGAGAUCAUGGUAAAGUUGCUUCUGAUACGUUUCCGGUCUCUAUAAAGCAAGAGCCUGGUAAAAACACUUGUUCUAGUUCUCUAUUUAAAACAACCCAGUCGGCAAAUCCGUUUCCAUUUAUGGAUGGCUCAUACUUUACUUUUAUGGAUGAUAAAGAUUACUAUUCCCUAUCUGGAAUACUAGGACCACCUGUUUCAUCAUUUGUUAGCAGUUGUGAAGGCAAUGGAUUUUCUAACCAAGGCCACGCUAUGGGGAUUAAACAGGAGGCUGAGGAUAGUUUUUUUCCAGAGAACUCUAUGCCUUCCUCGGCUAUUGUGGGUGUCAACUCAAGUGGGCAGUCAUUUCAUUAUAGGAUUGGAGCUCAAGGCACUAUCUCUUUAACCAGACCAGUCAAUAGAGAGCAGCCUUUCCAGCAUUUGAGCUCGUUCCCUCCAGUUGGCUCACUUGUCGAAAAUUGGAAAUCGCACUCUGAAUUGUCUCAAAGCUCUUUGUCAUCCAGAAGAAAUGAUGGUUUUCCGGGUCCAGGAUACAUUCCAGAAAACAUGUCAAGUUCCGCACUACGAACCAUGUCAACUGGGUCCUCUAGACCUUCCAAAGUUUGUUUGGUUUGUGGGGACGAGGCAUCUGGAUGCCAUUAUGGAGUGGUCACCUGUGGAAGCUGUAAAGUCUUCUUUAAAAGAGCAGUGGAAGGUAAAUGUUCAAGGCAGCACAGCUAUCUCUGUGCAGGAAGGAAUGACUGCAUUAUUGACAAGAUUCGGAGGAAGAAUUGUCCUGCAUGCAGAUUACAAAAGUGUCUCCAGGCUGGGAUGAAUUUAGGAGCUCGAAAGUCAAAAAAGUUAGGAAAAUUAAAAGGAGUCCACGAAGAACACCAGCAACCACCACCUCCACAUCAACAGCCUCCUCAACAGAGUCCAAAAGAGGAACCUACAUUCACAUCCACCUCAAAAGAGACAUCCGUUUCCACAAACACAACUAUCGUUCCAAUUAUAUCUGCUGUAUCCCCUGGACUUUCCUUGUCAGCAGCUGUGAUACUUGAAAACAUUGAACCUGAAAUAGUGUAUGCAGGAUAUGACAGUGCUACGCCAGACACGCCGGAAAACCUCUUGUCCACCCUCAACCGUUUGGCUGGGAAGCAGAUGAUACAAGUGGUGAAAUGGGCAAAAGUAAUUCCAGGAUUUAGAAACCUGCCUCUUGAGGACCAAAUUACUUUAAUUCAGUACUCCUGGAUGUGCCUGUCAUCGUUUGCCUUGAGCUGGAGAUCGUAUAAACAUGCAAACAGCCAAUAUCUGUAUUUUGCCCCAGACCUGAUAUUUAAUGAAGAAAGGAUGCGCCAGUCUGCCAUGUAUGAGCUGUGCCAAAGUAUGCAGCAGAUAAGUCUGGAGUUUAAUCGCUUGCAGCUAACCUUUGAGGAGUAUACGAUCAUGAAAGUGUUGCUGCUACUAAGUACAGUUCCUAAAGAUGGACUUAAAUGCCAAGCUGCGUUUGAAGAAAUGAGACUGAAUUACAUUAAAGAACUGAGGAAAAUAUUAAUGAAGAGUCCGCACAGUGCUGGACAGAGCUGGCAGCGAUAUUUCCACCUAACUAAGCUUCUGGACUCCAUGCAUGAUGUGGUCAGCGAUUUAUUGGAGUUCUGCUUCUACACAUUUAGGGAAUCUCAGGCACUCAAAGUAGAGUUUCCUGCAAUGCUUGUGGAAAUCAUAAGUGAUCAACUACCAAAGGUGGAAUCCGGGAACGCUAAACCUUUGUACUUUCAUAGAAAGUAACUGGAAGAGUCUUACGGGAGAACUUUGCCUUAAGUUUCCUCUGAUGUUCCAUACCUAAGCUGGUUCCAAGAACUGACACUUUUCUUUCAAAGACAAGGACAAAAUAUAAAAUGAUAAAAAAGAAAUGGCACUGUUUGGGCACAGAAGACAUGCCAGGAAUAAAGAGAGCUGCUGCCAGCACCCCAAGCGCUUGAAAAUUACUCCUAUUCCUAUGGAUAAAAAGCCAUAUCUAGUCAAUAACUGAUUCAUUUUGAUAUUUUAACAAUGAAAUUUUCAAAUAUGCCAUGGAGUUUCUGGUUUUGUUUGUUUUAAUCGGGUUCAUGGACUCAGAAAGACUUUUUAAAAGGUUAUUCUUGGUUUGCACACGACGUGUUUGGUCAUUAUGGGGCAUUAAAUAUUCUUUUCUUGUAUCAAAAAUAAAAAUAAAAAGCUAUUGUAUAAAAUAUUAAGGAACAUUUGAUGUUGAAUAUCACUACCCAUUUGUGGCAUUAGUUGUCCCAUGUUAUCUUGUUGCAGGAUGAAGGUCGUGGCCAUUUUUUAUUUUUACGGUUGCUGCAGAGAUAGAGAGUUGAAAUGGGCGCUGUGAGCAGUGCACCCCAGGGCACAGUGCAGAUUUCCUCUGCUAUAUACGCAUGCAGCAAUUUGCCCACAAACCCUAGUGGUGUGUAAUGUAGACAUUUAUUUAAAUUAAAAGCAAGAUAGAAAGAUGUUAAACUAAAUGCCCCUGUCUGGAUUUUCUAUGAGUUAUAUUGUGCUGGCUUUACGCAGUCCAUGCUGUACUGUAUAUUGCUGUAUAUGUAUAAAUUGUGAAGGACCUGGAUCAAAAACAAUGUAUGGUAAUUUUGUAAAUGAGACAAACAAUCUACAGAUGAAUGGAAAGCAUAGGAAAGUAUUUUUGGAAGAAUUCUAUUUUGAUGGAGAAUAUUUAAGUACUAUCUUUGUCUAAAUAAGGUAAUUUUUUUUUUUUUUUUUUUUUGUAAAGUGAAAAUGUUUUGCAUGGAUUCUGAACUGUUUACAGUGUAUUUAAGGAAGGGAAAGCUGUGCCUUUUUAGCAUCAUAUCUAAUUUACCAUUUUUGCAAUAUCUGUUUGUACAUAGACAUACUUUAACCCCCUUUUUCGGUUAUAUUUAAGCUUUUUCUACUUUUCUGUAAAAAGGAAAUGUUCUACUUUUUGUGUACUGCUUGCAAGAAAUAUCGGAGCACACUUUCUAGGAAACCUUCCUCUUUCCUUGUGAAUUUCACUAUUUUAACCUUCAAGAUGGAGUUACUGUAAGUAUCUUGAAAUGAGCUAAUCCAUAAGUAAAGGCUUCCUGAGAAAUUUACUCAACACAAAGCCUUCUUACGGGAUCACAGGGUCCCAAUUUUUAGGUUUUUUUAAAGAUAUGCUUGUUUUAGGAGGAAUAAAAAUGUCUCCAUGCAUCAGUUGUUAGAGUUAUGAGAAAGCGAGGUGUGAUGAGGCAUGCCAAAAAUGAACUAUCUAGAGUGCACUUUACUUGCUGUAUCACAUAAUCCAAAUCCCCCAAAAUCCACAUUAUCUAGAGUACAUUGGGACUCAAUUAAUAGUACUGUUUGCCAUGCCUGAUCUGUACUGGGGUAGACUUAGGUUGGCUUGUAAGGGUAUCUGAGAAUGAUAUGUAUUUUGUUAGAGAGCAGAUAUAUUUAAAAAAUAAAGUUUAAUUUUUUUAAUAUAUGGCAUUACCAUAUAGUAUGGCUAAGUUUGCACUUACCAAAAAUGUUCAUAUAUUAUUGUAUAAAAGCCUCUAUAAAGGAGCCCCCUGCUCUCACAGGAGAUUAUACUUUCGGCAAUAAUAAUAAAAAAAAAAAAUUACUUGUAAAGUCAUGAAAUGUAAAAAGAAUUGAGUAGAGGGUAUAUGAAGAGAAUUCGGUACUGACUAUUGAGCUUUCAAUGCUCCGAUUCCUGCAUGUUUCUAUGGGAAUAAUUCAAAUACAAACUUAAUAAAUAGCAAAUUUAUGAAAAAGAAUUUAACUGUAUUAUGUGAUCUGCAGUCAACGUCAAGCUAGUUUUAAGCUACAGUCUCUUAUGACUUUGGAUUAAGAGUCAUCUCAAUGAUGAGAGUGCUGGUGCUCAAUAUAGUUGCACAUUUCUUCUCUAUUGCCUGAAGGACAGGCGUAUGGCACUUUACACAAUUUCCCUAUAGGGAGAUAAUGGAGAUAAUGGAGAUGGUAAACCUCGGCCGAAGAAGUCCUGGAGUAGAAGAACCAUUCAAAAAUUCCGCUUAAUCUUAAAAAGUUUAUCUGGAGAAAUAUUUUGAUGUUGAAAAGUGCUCAAAGUGUCAGGAAAAUAAAUAACAAAAACAUGUACUCAUCUGCUGUUGAUCCCACAAUAGUACAGGUACCUGCUGCCAGUCUCUUACUGCUCUGUUAGCCAAUCACUGACUGUAAUGGUGACCUGCCACAGCCAAUGAUUUGUCGGAAUGGAGAACAGGAAGGGCUGACACUGGUUGGGAAUCGGCAGAAAGUGAGUACAAGUUUUUUUCUUGACUCCCUAACUACUUUCAUACAUAAAAAUACUUCCCCUGAUAACCUGUUUAAGCUGUUGACUAGUGACACGACAGCUCUUUGAGUCAUUUUAUUAUCCAAUGGUAUUCAGUACAUGACACAAGGAAGUGGCAUAUUGCUUGGCAUCACUCUUUGAAUACCAAUUGAGUAAAGUGUUGGCUCAAUAAGUGGUAUUCUGUAACUACAAUGGAAUAUUACAAUGUUAUCAAAUGUUUUUGAUGGAACAUCUAUACAAUUUUACAGUUUUCUAUUAACAAAAAACUAGGAUGUAAAAACUUUGUCAUCGUGUCUUUGUGUUAUCCUUAAAAUGACCAUGCUUUGUUAUGAGAAUAAACAAUUCUAUAGUCAUUUAACAUUCUUCCUAGAUUAUAUGUUUUCUCUUUCUUCAUAUGAGAUUACUUUCUCCAUUCUAACCAGAUGGACUGGCCUUUCAGUUUUAGUUUAGUUAACAUGCUAUCAAACAAUGUAUGUUUUAUGCAACUGCUCAAAGGGGAAUUCCCACAACUUAAAGCUAUUGCCUAGGCUGGCUUUCGAACUUUGCUGAGCAUUGUUCCAUAGACAAGGAAUAGAGCAUAUGCAGUCUACUCCUUUCAUUGCCGGGGACAUUUCUCCUCCGUUCUGGUGCUUGGUGGCGGUACCAGCAUUUGGACAAACACCGAU